AUGCAAAAUGAAAAUCAACAGAAUAAUAAUGUGAUUGCUAGUUCUAGUUAUUUGUACAUAGAAAAUGCAAAUGUUAGUAGUGAUGAGGUUAGCAGUAAUGAAAUUAGUGAUGAUGAAAUGAGUGAAGUUAGUGAUGAAGUGAGUGAAGUUAGUGAUGAAGCUAGUAAGAAUACAAAUAAUAAAAAACCUAAGGAUUCUGAAAGAAAAUCUACAAAUAAUCUGUUAUAUGAGCUUUUUCAAAAAAUGAUGUCAACCAAAGUUAUCAAAAAUCUUUCGAUAGACCUUCAUCUGACAAUAUCACCAGGCAAUUCGUCUUCUUUCACAAUUCACUUGGAAGAAGGUCAAUUGUUGAUAGAUACAGUCAGGAAUUUUAUGGAUGAAAACAAUAUACCAUGUUACUUGGAAGUAUCGAUUAUGUCAGUUAUAGAAUCGUUGAUGGAAGAGAGUUGGCGAAUAGAUGUGGAAAGGGAUGCAAAAAUCAAUGAUGAAUCUAGAGCAAAGCAAAUUCAAAAGGAACUUAUUGCUAAAUAUCAAAAACAUACAGUUCGAUUCAAUGACGGUCCUUUAGAAAAUCCUUUCCCCAAAGCUUUUCAUACUUUAGUUCAUUCUCCAGUCCCCUUUAUGUUUGAUAUCUUGUCGCAGUUGGAACAAGAUUAUAAAAGUUCAAUCAAAGAAGUGAUGGUAUCACGUGAAAAAGCAAAGGCAGAAACUGACGAAAGUCGUCAAAAAGAGUUAGAAUACGCUGUUGAAGCUGGUUCAGCUAAUGCUGGGUUUAAAAAAUUAAUUGAAAUGCAAGUCGAGGAAUCUGAAUUUAAUCAAGCAGCAUGGGAGAGUGAGCUUGAAGAAAUGCAACGAAAUCAAAAAAAUGAAUAUUGUGAUGUUGUACUCAAGCUUUAUGAAGAACAUCAACGGCGUAUGGCAGAACAAUUGUCAUGCACUGACCCAACAAGUGUGCCUCGGCUGGAUGGAAAAGAGAUAGCAUCAGUAGUUAUAGCCGAUAUGAAAAAGAAUAAAAAAAAAGUGUCUAAAGAGCUUUUAAAGAUUGUACAAGGGAACCAGACACAUAGUCGUCCUGGCAGUCGUCCUGGUAGUCGUCCUGGAAGCGUUAGUUCGAUGUCUGAAAUGAUGUUAUCGUCAGGAUUGAUAACUUCGCAAUCUUCUAUGUUUUCAAGUCCUUCUGAUGAAAAGAAAUCGGCAUUUUUUACACCAGAGGAUGAUCCUAUCGUUUCGCAGAUAAGAGAAAUGGGUUUUACCAGUGAACAAGCUAAAGUCGCACUCGAGAUGACUAAUGGACAUAUGGAAAAUGCUAUUGCACUUCUUCUUGACCAAGCAAGCAGAGUUGACGCACAAAUAGCACAACGUCGCCCUUCCGUUCCCAUGAUUCCAGCUACAAAAGAAACACCAGUUCCACACAGGCGUUCAAAGUCUAAUAGCAAACCAUUAGUCUUAUCUGUGCUUACAAAGCAAGAGAGGAAAACCGUAUGGUCUCCAAUAUCAUUUUUACAACAAAAGAAUGGCAUACCAACAACCCAAAAUAACUCUUCAAUGAGAAAAUUUAGUGGAUGGCUAGGAAAGGCUAUGGAAAAUUUUGGUCUUGAAGAUGAUGAAACUCUUCAGAGACAUGGUCCGAUAAUGCAAUUUGAUGAUGAACAUCAACUUGUAGAAUCAUUUACAAUUUCACUUGGUAAUCAAGUGAAAUCGACACAUAACCUUCGUCUUUUGGCAUCCGAUAUUGAUGAUAUGCUUAAGUCUUCCAAUGACGAGGCACGUGAUACUGCAUAUAGGGCACAAACUGCUGCUAGUUUGUAUUCGCAAGAUUUGACGGCAAUUGUUUUAUUAUUGACGCCAAAAGAUUGGCCAAAAUAUAAAUUUGGUCAAAGUGCUAAUAAAGGUACAGUUAAUGCAAUUCAGAAUUUCCAUGAAUCUACUGAAUUUCAUUUUGACAAUGUUGAAACACAAUUUGAGGCCAUUGAAAAAGAUAUUCCAGUUGAGGAUAAUGGUGUAAUUGCUAUUAAAGAAGGUGACUUUUUUAUCACAAAACAUUCAAACCUACCUUUAGUUCAUGUGGCAUUCCAUUUGGUUAUAGACUUUGAAUUAAGCCGCUUUGAUAUUUCGUGCAUUUCACUACCGCUCUUAUUACUUCCAUCAAAUGUAGAUUGUUUUUCGGACCCAUCUGCUCCAGAAAAUGUUUUAUGUCGAAGAGGUGAAGUUGUGCUAAAAUGUAUAAAAGGAUUUAUGAUGGAAAAUUCACGGAUACCAAAGCGUAAAGCUGAUAAAGAAGAAGAAACAAAAACUGUACAAUUUUUAUUACCAAAAAAUGCCAAUGAACAACAAUUUCAUUCACAAAGACAGUUGCUAAUAGAUACUUUUGGUGCAAAUUGA
Molecule: messenger RNA, 2382 nt
Organism: Cetraspora pellucida
Lineage: Eukaryota; Fungi; Glomeromycota; Glomeromycetes; Diversisporales; Gigasporaceae
Source: the annotation of a GenBank genome assembly